This is a messenger RNA of Schizophyllum commune H4-8, 1402 nucleotides long. RefSeq names its product histidinol-phosphate aminotransferase. The record is from RefSeq and is a predicted model, not a curated record. Gene Ontology annotation, molecular function: pyridoxal phosphate binding; L-histidinol-phosphate:2-oxoglutarate transaminase activity. The coding region runs from base 43 to 1284 and encodes 413 amino acids. Lineage: Eukaryota; Fungi; Basidiomycota; Agaricomycetes; Agaricales; Schizophyllaceae. The transcript is spliced from 3 exons. Gene Ontology annotation, biological process: L-histidine biosynthetic process.
GGACGAGUCAGUCACCCUAUCCCUCCCCCCAUAACUACCGCGAUGCCUAUCCACGGACUCCCCCCAUCCACUACACCCAUGAAGCCCGCGCACUUCAACAUCGAAAACGCCGUGCGGCCGAACAUCCUCGCGCUGCACCCUUACCGCUGCGCGCGGGACGACUACCAGGAGGGCAUACUGCUCGACGCGAACGAGAACUCCUUGGGGCACUCCAUUCCCUCGGGGCAGUCAUUACCGCAGGAGAUCCAGGACACCCUUGCCUUGAACCUGCACCGCUACCCCGACCCCUCUCACCGCGCGAUCAAGGAGCGCAUCGCGGCGCUUCGUGGGCUACCUGGGCCCGAAUAUGUCUUCCUGGGUGUGGGGUCGGACGAAGUCAUUGACUUGUUGAUGCGGAUAUGUGUGGCGCCGGGGAAGGAGAAGAUAUUGACGACGCCGCCGACGUAUGGGAUGUACGCGGUUUGUGCGCAGGUGAAUGAUGUGGGGGUCGUGAAGGUCCCUCUCGAGUUGAGCGGCGCGAAUGGCGAGGGGGGCGAGCGUGGACGCUUCAGUCUCAAUGUGGAUGCGAUCAAACAAGCCGUCGCCGCCGACCCAUCCAUCAAGCUCAUCUUCCUCUGCUCCCCUGGAAACCCCACCGGCACCUCCCUCUCCCUCUCCUCCAUCCGUGAGCUCCUCGAGUACGAACCCUACAAGGGCGUUGUCGUCGUCGAUGAGGCAUACGUCGACUUUGCCGGCGACGAGACGAGUGCGGUCAGCCUUGUACGCGAGUACGCGAACGUCUGUGUGAUGCAGACGCUCAGCAAGAGCUUCGGGCUUGCGGCCAUCCGCCUCGGUCUUGCCCUCGCCCAACCACCGCUCAUGCAAGUCCUCUUCAACACCAAAGCGCCCUAUAACAUCUCCACCCCUGCCGCGCACCUCGCCCUUUCCGCCCUCUCCGACGACGCCCUCGCCGCUAUGCGCGCCAAAGUGGCCACGCUCACCGCGUCCCGCGCGAAGUUGCUAGAGAGCCUGAAGGCGCUGAAGGACGUUGGCCUGGCACCCGCGAUCGGCGGGAACAACGCGAACUUCGUCAUGGUGCCCGUGCUCGCGAAGGAUGGCUCCGGGAAGCCAGACAAUGCAAGGUCGGAGAAGAUCUACAAAACCAUGGCCGAAGAACACGGCGUCGUCGUGCGCUUCCGCGGUAGGGAACCCGGGUGCGAGGGCUGCUUGCGGGUAACGGUGGGCACGGAGGAGGAGAAUGGGGUGCUAGUAAGGAAGUUGCGGGAGGUGAUGGAGGCGAUAUAGAAGCGCGCUUGCAUUCGUGUCUCCGAGACCAGACAUCGGAAGUUCUGUAAAUGUUGAUAGUGCGCUGUACCCAUUAGACCGCAUCUUCCCUUACAUAUAGACCGCUUUUUGGGGCUCA